GGAGUCAUGUUGUCCUUUCAAAUAUAGUACUCAUCUUCAGUAUUUUUUUUUUAUAGUCUUGAGUUGAUGAUACUGUGUGGUCAACUGAGAAAUGAAGGCUCGGUAAUGAAGGGAGCUUGUCAAAUUGUGGCCAGCUGAUCAGAAGCCAGCUGCUUUUUCUCAUGGAGGUGUUGCCUCUGUGUGGAAGUCCUGAAUUAGAUUUAUUCAAACCUCACAAAGACAACUGUGGAGCUUGCUUUUGUGUCUUUGUAAGAGUUCUGUGCUGCUAAUACCAGAAGAUAGUAGGGGACAUGCAGGCAUGAGUUAGAUUAAUGCUUGAGUUGAGAGCAGCAGGAAGUACAGCAGUAUUUUUGGAAUGGUUGUCACGGUAGAGACUGUAAGAGGACAAAAAUGAGGAGGAACAAGGGGCAGUACUCUGAAUAGCUGUGGGGAGGAGGGGGCAAAGUAAAGCAGUGGAUGAAGGACCUUACUCUAGGAAAGGAGAUAACACAUUUUUCUAUAAUAUUCCUCUCCAGCACAGUUGGAAAGUGAGGAAAUGCUUACCCGUACUGCUCUGGUGACUGCACUUGUAGGGUGGGGUAGACAAUGCAGUGGAUUCCUGUAGGCUCUCCCUCUAGUUUUUGUACAUGCUAUCUGCUACUCCAGUUGCCUCCCUUCUUAUCUCUUUGGGUUCAGCUAUCACAGUUGUUCUUUAGACUUCCUUCUGCUACAUUGUAUAAGAAAAGGGCACCGGUCUCUUGCGAGGUCUUCUUUGAAAUCCUUGAUAAGGGCCUUAACACUUCUGCCAGUUGAGAGGUUAGUGCAUCUGCCAGGAAUCUGUUAAUAAACACUGCUUUUGUUUUCUCGUCUAGCAGUCUGUUAACUCUAGGUACAGAGCAUGAGCUGCGGAGUCGCUCUGUACACCAGACUCAGGUAUCCUAUUUGUAGGUGCAAGUGGAUUCAUGUUUAGCCAGAGCCCUCCUUGCGAGUAAGGCUGUCUUGUCAGUGUCUUGAUGCAAGGAUCUUCAUUAAUGUACAGUUCCUGCAUAAAUAAGUACAUACAUCUAUACUUUGGACACAGGCAGGUGAAUGUUCCUGCUUUAUGCUGGCAGUAAUAGGCACUCUGUAAAAGUGCUUGUCUGCCUUGAGGUUCAGUGGUCAUUUUACGUUGACUGUAAGUGCUGACUUCCCCUGAGAUUUGAGGACUGUAAGUAGCAAAGCUGGAGUUGUGGUGUCAUUGCUUUAAACGGAGAUGAUACUUCUGUGUGAGUGUGUUGUCCUUUCAAAGUGACAGUGCAGUGUGAACUCCUUAAAUGAACAGUACACUGGGAAGCUUUAAGGUAGUUCUGCAUUGUGUCCUGGUAGCCUCGGAGUAGUUUGCAUCUGAUUUGUUGGCUUUGGUACCAUGAGAGGAUUUGAGGAGUUACCUUCUGGUACUGAUUCUUUAUGCCUGCAUUCAUACUCUCAUUGUUUGGCUUGAAGAUGUAGUUAUUGUUUAAGAUUAUAUAUGCUGUGAGGUUCAGCAGGCAGCUUCUUGUUCCUAGCACUUGGGUUGGUAUGAUACCUGAGAAUUUCAGUGUAUGAACAGCAGUGCUUGUGCACUAAUUUCUGCAGCAGUUUGUUGAAAGUAUCUUUUGGUGAGGACUCAUGGCUUGGAUCAGAUGUUGCUUUCCACACUGUAGCAGUAGGGUUUGCUUUGUGCCACCCCUAGCAGCUUCCUCGUGAAUCGCUCAGCAGUUGCUCCAGAGAAAUGCCCCGCUACUUCUGGGAACACUGGAGCUGCGCUGCCUUCAGAUAGAUGGAACUGAGCAGAGCUUCAGGCCCCGCUGGGGGCUGGUGUGCUAUUGCUAGCAGUUCUGGAAUUGUAGUGUACUUCAACACAAUAAGUAUCCCAGAGGAGGUGAGAUUGAUUAGCUGUUAAAGGAGGAAGCUAAAUAAAUGGCUUUUCAAGGAAGUAUGCUGCUGAACUUGCUUAAGUAGUGUUAAGUGAAGAGUGAAACAGGGUAAAUUACCUCCUGUUUAUCCAUUAGAGUUUAGUUAAAAGACUUCUGAGGGAGUAUUUGCUACAGCAGCCCACAGAAGAAGGACUAAAUGGGGCUUUCAUCUGCAGCUGAGCAGGAGGAGGAUGCUCUGCUGGGGACGGGCUGGAGCACAGCCAAGGCCAGCCAUGCUGUUGAUCUUUGCUACUGAAGCAAAAAGAAAACACUGGUCGUAGAGCUCAGUUCCUCACUGUUUGUAGUAGUGUCUUACAUUUAGUAAAUAUUUGAGGAAAACUUGUUGAACAGUGAAUUCCUCUCUAGCAGGGAGGAAUCUUGUAAUAACUUUCCCAGUGAAAAUCAUGGGUUACUGUCCAGACUUCUCCUCCCUGCCCCCUCAAGUUAUAGGAUUGAAAUUGGAUGCGUACUUUACUUAGAAAUUUGUCAUAUUGAUGUGGGUUCUUAUGGGUGGGUAAUAAUCAAUGAACCACAGUGACAACAACGUGCAGCUUGUGCAGGUAGGUUGGGUGCUCUGGGAUAGAUAUGGGACUGUCAGCAGCUGUUGGAAUGCUUGCUGUGCUUAAUGCAUCUCCUGUGAAGGCAGACAGCAUCAUAACUGAACUGAACUAAUUGGUAACUGCUGUUGAGGGACUUUGUCCUCCUCUCCUCUGUAAAUGACGCAGUCAUGGACUAGCGUGGCUUUGGAAAGCUUACGUUGGGUAGGAUUUGGGAACUUUGGUUUUCAGUAGCUUGUAUCAUUGUGUUCUGGUGAUUUCUCCCCCUGCCAAAUGUGCUUAUAGCUAGCAAUGAUAUAAAGCGUUUAAUGCAGGGAUGUGAUGCUCCAGUAGCAUGGAAAAGGUUUACUGGAAAGACGCCUGGUAAAGAUGCGUGCAGCGCUGGUGGGAGGAGGUGGCCAAGCUGGAAAAGCACCUGAUGCUUCUCCGCCAGGAGUAUGUGAAGCUGCAGAAGAAACUAGCUGAUACGGAGAGGAGAUGCAAUCUUCUGGCUGCCCAGGCUAACCAAGACAAUGCCAGCGACACUUUCAUCAGCCGACUUCUUGCCAUUGUAGCUGAACUCUAUCAGCAGGAGCAGUACAGUGAUCUGAAGAUAAAAGUUCGGGACAAGCGUAUCAGUGCUCACAAAUUCGUCUUAGCAGCACGCAGUGAUGCUUGGAGUCUUGCCAACCUUGCCUCAACAGAGGAGCUGGAUCUGUCAGAUGCUGACCCAGAGGUAACCAUGGCAAUGCUGCGCUGGAUCUACACAGAUGAACUGGAGCUAAGAGAAGAUGAUAUCUUUUUGACAGAGCUCAUGAAACUAGCUAAUAAAUUUCAGCUCCAGCUGCUUAGGGAAAGAUGUGAAAAAGGAGUCAUGUCACUAGUUAAUGUCAGGAACUGCAUUCGUUUCUACCAGACUGCUGAGGAGCUGAAUGCUAGCACUCUUCUGAAUUAUUGUGCGGAAAUAAUUGCUAGUCACUGGGAUGACUUGCGGAAAGAAGACUUCAGUAGCAUGACUGCUCAGCUGUUGUAUAAAAUGUUCAAGUCGAAGACAGAAUAUCCUUUGCAUAAAGCUAUUAAAGUUGAGAGAGAAGAUGUAGUCUUCUUGUAUCUUAUUGAAAUGGAUUCACAGCUUCCUGGGAAGCUCAAUGAAUUGGAUCAAAAUGGAGAUCUUGCUUUGGAUUUAGCCCUCUCCCAAAGAUUGGAGAGUAUUGCAACUACGCUGGUCAACUACAAGGCUGAUGUAGAUAGGGCAGACAAGAGAGGCUGGAGUCUGUUACAUAAAGCCAUCCAAAGAGGAGAUAAAUUUGCUGCAAACUUUCUCAUUAAGAACGGUGCCCGUGUGAAUGCUGCUACGCUGGGAGACCAGGAGACUCCUCUGCACCUUGUGGCAUCAUACAGCCCUAAGAAGCAUUCACCUGAUGUCAUGGCAGAGAUGGCACAGAUAGCAGAAUCCCUCCUACAGGCAGGAGCCAAUCCAAAUAUGCAAGACAGCAAAGGAAGGACCCCAUUGCACGUGUCAAUUGUGGUCAGAAAUGAGCCCGUAUUCAGUCAGCUUCUCCAGUGCAAACAACUAGAUUUGGAGCUGAAGGAUCAUGAGGGAAGCACAGCUCUGUGGCUUGCAGUUCAGUAUAUCACUGUAUCAUCUGAUCAAUCUGUAAACCCUUUCGAGGAUGCACCUGUUGUAAAUGGAACUUCGUUCGAUGAGAACAGUUUUGCAGCAAGGUUGAUCCAACGAGGCAGCAAUACAGAUGCUCCAGACACAGUAACAGGGAACUGCUUGCUUCAGAGGGCAGCUGGUGCAGGAAAUGAGGCAGCUUCUCUCUUCCUAGCAACUCAUGGAGCAAAAGUCAACCACCAAAACAAAUGGGGGGAAACACCAUUGCAUACUGCCUGUAGGCAUGGCCUGGCAAACUUGACGGCAGAACUUCUGCAACAAGGAGCCAAUCCAAACAUUCAGACUGCAGAAGUGGCACCUGGCCAAAAGGAUGCAUCUUCUCCAACAGCAGAGAAUGUUUAUCUGCAAACUCCCCUUCACAUGGCUAUCGCUCACAAUCAUCCAGAUGUGGUAUCAGUCAUCCUGGAACAAAAAGCUAAUGCUCUUCAUGCGACCAACAACUUGCAGAUCAUUCCUGAUUUUAGUUUAAAGGACUCGCGAGACCAAACUGUGCUGGGAUUGGCUCUUUGGACAGGCAUGCACACAAUAGCAGCUCAGCUGCUUGGAUCUGGAGCAUCCAUCAAUGACACAAUGUCAGAUGGACAGACUCUGCUACAUAUGGCAAUACAGAGACAAGACAGUAAGAGUGCACUCUUUCUGCUGGAACAUCAGGCAGAUAUAAAUGUCAGAACACAGGAUGGAGAGACUGCGUUACAGCUGGCUAUAAAAAACCAGCUCCCUCUUGUGGUUGAUGCUAUUUGUACCAGGGGAGCAGAUAUGUCUGUACCAGAUGAAAAAGGAAAUCCUCCUUUAUGGCUUGCCUUAGAAAAUAACCUGGAAGAUAUUGCAUCAACUCUGGUUAGGCAUGGCUGUGAUUCAACCUGUUGGGGGUCAGGACCAAGUGGUUGCUUGCAGACUCUUCUUCACAGAGCUAUUGAUGAAAACAGUGAACAAAUAGCAUGCUUUCUUAUUCGCAGUGGCUGUGAUGUGAAUAGUCCCAGAAAGCCAGGUCCUAACGGGGAAGGAGAAGAAGAGGCUCAUGAUGGGCAGACACCACUACACCUGGCAGCCUGCUGGGGUCUAGAAGAAGUGAUUCAGUGCCUUUUGGAGUUUGGUGCCAAUGUUAAUGCUCAGGAUGCAGAAGGAAGAACUCCAAUUCAUGUUGCCAUUAGCAACCAACAUAAUGUUAUAAUUCAGCUUAUGAUUUCACAUCCAGAAAUUAAGCUAAAUGUACGUGACAGGCAAGGAAUGACUCCCUUUGCAUGUGCUAUGACCUAUAAAAAUAAUAAGGCAGCUGAAGCAAUCUUGAAGAGGGAGCCAGGAGCUGCUGAGCAGGUGGAUAACAAAGGUCGCAAUUUUCUACAUGUAGCUGUGCAGAACUCUGACAUCGAGAGCGUGUUGUUCCUGAUAAGUGUGCAGGCUAACGUAAACUCUCGGGUCCAGGAUGCUUCUAAACUAACACCUCUCCACCUGGCAGUGCAAGCUGGCUCAGAGAUCAUUGUGCGUAAUCUGCUGCUUGCAGGUGCCCAGGUGAACGAACUGACCAAGCAUCGUCAGACUGCUCUCCACUUAGCAGCCCAGCAAGACUUGCCCACCAUUUGUUCAGUCCUUCUGGAGAAUGGAGUAGACUUUGCAGCUGUAGAUGAAAAUGGAAACAAUGCUCUUCAUCUGGCAGUGAUGCACGGCCGCCUGAACAAUAUCCGGGUCCUCCUCACAGAAUGCAAUGUAGAUGCUGAAGCCUUUAAUAUUAGAGGCCAGUCACCAAUGCAUAUUUUGGGACAAUAUGGGAAAGAUAAUGCAGCAGCCAUCUGUGACCUCUUCUUGGAGUGUAUGCCAGAAUACCCUCUAGACAAACCCGAUGCUGAAGGAAACACAGUGCUCCUGCUGGCUUAUAUGAAGGGAAAUGCGAACUUGUGCCGUGCAAUAGUGAGAGCUGGGGCUCGCCUUGGAGUUAACAAUAAUCAGGGAGUCAAUAUCUUCAACUACCAAGUUGCUACAAAACAGCUUCUCUUUAGAUUACUGGAUAUGCUCACAAAAGAACCUCCCUGGUGUGAUGGCUCCAACUGCUACGAGUGCACUGCCAAAUUUGGAGUCACAACAAGAAAGCAUCACUGCCGACACUGUGGACGCCUGCUCUGCCAUAAGUGCUCAACAAAGGAGAUUCCUAUCAUAAAAUUUGAUCUGAACAAACCGGUUCGAGUUUGCAACAUCUGCUUUGAUGUCCUGACUCUGGGAGGAGUUUCCUAGUAUGCUGUGGAAGUAAAGGGAUUUCCAGUCUGUGUUCCUGACAGCAGCUCUGCUUACAAGUCCUCUGGAUAGGGAAGAGGAGGCCUAUACAUGUCUUCUGCAAUAGACUGAACUAAUUAAGGACCCUGUUUAUGAUAUAUUCUGGUAUAAAUGACUUUGUAUGACUGUAAAUGUGUUGGGCUGUGAUAGACUUCACUAGGAAUUCGAGUGGAUUGUUGAAACCAAGUGACAAAAUAAUUUAGACGCUCUUCUAGUUGCAGUGGGGUGUGGAAGCUCAAGGCUGUGUUUUGAAUUGACGUAAAACAGGUCUGUCCUUGAGGUGGUGCUUUGCACUGAGCAACUCUAUUAAGUCCUGUUGCUUUCAGGCUGCUUAGUAGAGAUGGCAUUAAGUUUCAGGGUAACCAGGUAUCUUUCUUUGCUUUGUCUUAAAGAUUAACUUUCCCGUUCUCUAGAGAAGACUUCUUGUGAAGCUAGACUGAGCUGUUACAACCACUGUUCAUUUCAAGAAACUCUUCAAAAAUGGGAGUUAGUCCGAAGCAUAGCUCGAUAAUUGUGGCCUUACAACAGAAAGCUUUACAUCUGAUGCAAAGCAGUCAGAAUUGCAGAUCCACAUCUUGAUACCUCCUCAUUAGUGUUAGCAUGUUCAAGAGAAGUGCAAGAUUGUUUUAGCCACUAAAUACUCUUGCUCAUACCUGUUAGAGCUGUCCAAGCCUACCUUGUUGCACUUUCAUAUCUCCAUGACUAGUCCUUCCAAUCCAUGAAACUCGUGUAAAUGACCUUAAAUGCGCUGAAAGGCCGAAGCUUAUGCUAAAUGGAGAAACACUAAAAAAACUGGUUAAGUAGUCUAACUCGGCAUACAGCAAUAAAUGCUGAAGUGCAUUAUGAAUUCCGUGAGGGAGGGUAGCGCUUUCCUUUGGUUUGGAGACCCUGGUUAACUGCUGCAGGAGAGGCAGGAAACUGAGAAUAUGCUGUGUCUCUGGGUCCAGUCUGAGCAGGAUUGACAGCCAGUGGGAGUGUACUUGGAGGUUUCCUGUUAAUAUAAAGCCUCUGGUGUUGAGGGAAGGAUUCUGGACUUGCAGUGAAGGGCCGGGCUUCUGGGUUAUGCUGCAGUAUUUUAAUCUAAGCUGGUGAUGUUCUCUUAAACAUGCUGAAUCUGUGAAAUGCUCAUGCCACAUUGUCUAGGAAACCAAUCUGCUGAUAAACAAGGUUGUGGUUUGGCAGGCAGAGGCUUCAGUCAGAAGAAGAUGUGGGUUUAAGCAGAACUAUGUGCCAUGUUAAGGCUUUCUUCAUCCUAAGAGAUCAAUCUAGUUUAGACUGAACUUGACAUUCCUCACCUCUGUUCCAUGAACUGGUACGUGUUUACUUCAAGAAUGGUAUAUGGAGUGUACAAUAUGGAGAAGAUGGUGACACAUUGCUCUAUUUGCUCCAAAGGGUUAGAUGAGAUGGUAAACCAGACUGCUGCUUUUAUAGGAGACUUGCCUGAGGCUUCUUCUCAAUUUUGUACAAGAAAUGAUGGGAGAGGGUAUAAACACUAUUGUUUGCACAAUGAAUUUCACAUUGUCUCACUUGAUCUGCACUUUGAUCUUCCAAUUUGCAUAGAACUGGAAUCUCACUCUUUUAACACUAGAAAAGAGUAAUGGAUGAUGCAAUACAAAUUUCCCUCACUGUUUUAUGUCUGAUGCUGGCAUGUUCCAGUAGAAUGCCCUGUGUAAUGCAAAUGGUCUGUGUAGCACCAUUCCUAAUAUAAAGGGUGCAUUUCUGGUAUCAUGUCAGUUGCAUUUUAUGCUUAGAUGAAUGAGGUGGGAGAUAAUGCUGUCUGAAGCAUUUAACUGCACGCUACAGCUUGUUCGAAUAGAUUGUGGAAAACAUUUUCUAGUCAAUGUCUUUCUGUGCUUCAAAAUAACAUGGAUUGCAAGUCUCUGGCAAUGAAAGACAACAGAGUGCUGCAGAGAGUGCAUUAGGCUACAGAAUGCCUGACUACAAUGCAUCACGUUAUCAUGCUAGCUUCUCUCCUGGCUUUGAGCUUCAGUGCUUGAAAGACUGAAACACUGUGGUAGAGGAGUGUCCUUCUAGGGCUGCAGCUGAUGGACUUAAUUGUUGUGGAGCUUUCCAAUUUAGAUUAAGUGCUUCAGCAAUUACAUCUUACAUCUUCAGUGACUUCCCUGAUGGCAGAGUUAGGAGAGCGGAGAUUCUAUUCCAACAGAAUAAGCAGCUGUUUAAAUACUUUAAAAAAUAAAAAGUCUUAAUGAAAACCCAUUUUAAACAGAACAUAAGUUUGAGGCUGGCUAGUUGCUCUUGUUUAAAAGCAGAGUGUGAAAUAAGACUGCCUGAAGCUUUGGGAAAGAUCUGGGGAACUGUACUCAGUGCUCUGUUUGCCCUUUCCAGCCAAUAUUCUGCCAGCUUGAUCUUUCCUACUGAAGUCUGCAAGCCGAGUUAUGAGUAUGGCUGAACUAAUACACAGCCUGAAACAUUCAUUUAAAUUCAAAGCAACUAAAUAUAGCAAAUUCGAUCAUUUUUAAAGUGCCUUUGUGAUAGUUUCCUUACAACCGACUCUGUAUAGCUUUCUGCUAGAGUUAAAAGGGAAAAGCUCACAACUUGAACCAAAAUCCCAGUUCAGUGCUUGUGUAGUUCAGACUUCAGCUUGAGAGGUUGACCCCACCGAGCAACUGGUGGGGCUCAGUCCUUCGUGCACUCUGCAUGGUAUUGGUCUGAAGCAUCAGAUCUCAGAUCCUUCUGGAGUUUUGCUGGCAAUGCUCCACUGCAGAGGAGAAACUGUGAAUGGAGGCACUUGGUAAUUUGGUAGUGGUCAGCACAUUUCUAUCUCCGUAAGCAAACGCACUUCCUUUUUGUAGCAUACUGCAGUUGUGACCAAAAACCCCACCCCUCUUCCCACUGCUGUCUUUAAGUGGUAUCUAUUAACUCGAGGCUUGAGUCUGCCAAGGACUGAACACAAGGGUAUAGAGAAAAGGAGGUGUCCCUGGGAAGCGGUGCUGUCAGGCCAGGCUUCGGGCCCUUCAGCAGGGCUGCACGAACAUCUGUGGUAGUUCAUCUGUAGCUGUUUGUUCCGAGCCUGGAUUCCUUCUGAUUGGAGUCAUCGGGCGCUUCGAUACAAGCACAAAACGUGGUCUGGCUUAAACUUCACUUUGUGUAUCUCUUUGAAGAAGGUGUAAUCACUGCUUCGUGCCACUGAGUGGAGUGAGAAUGUCAGUGUGACAGGUACUAACAGAGCGCAGCGAGCUGAAAGUGGACAGAUGCCUUAAUGACUUCCAGUGCUGGAGAUCAAUGGCUCGUACAACUCCUCACAUAGUGCUUAGAAAUUAACACGGAACGACAUGGGAGGCCCGGGCUGGAUUUGUUAGUAGGCAACUCUUUUUUUUUUUCCUUUAACCAGCAGAGUUUGAAUACUGCAGCAAACUUCGUUAACUCAAAGCUUGUAUGAGUGAUUACAUAAGUAAUUGAACCUUCAACUAGGCUCUGUGAAAUAGAAAAGGAAGUCUUACAACGAUGGCAUUUUAUCUGCGAUGUUUGUCUGGAGUCAUUGUAAAAAUGUAUUUUUCCAAUAUGCAUUACUUUGUUGUGUAAUAAUUCUACUUGUAAUAAAAUGCAUAACUAAAUAAUGCA
Molecule: messenger RNA, 9974 nt
Organism: Numida meleagris (helmeted guineafowl)
Lineage: Eukaryota; Metazoa; Chordata; Aves; Galliformes; Numididae
Gene: ANKFY1
Product: ankyrin repeat and FYVE domain containing 1
Exons: 25
Coding region: 2889-6353 (1154 amino acids)
Cellular component (GO): cytoplasm
Molecular function (GO): protein binding; metal ion binding
Source: RefSeq, a predicted model, not a curated record